Orbicella faveolata is the source of this 2533-nucleotide messenger RNA. RefSeq lists its product as uncharacterized. The record is from RefSeq and is a predicted model, not a curated record. Gene Ontology annotation, molecular function: calcium ion binding. Lineage: Eukaryota; Metazoa; Cnidaria; Anthozoa; Scleractinia; Merulinidae.
AGAAAAAUCCUGGAUCCGCCCCUACUAUUUCUGUUAAUAUUCAGUUUCUGAUUAUUUCUGCUGUUCCCGUGAUAGGUUCACGGCGACGUCUUUGUGUUCUUCUUAUCGCAGUAACUGUUAUCUAAAUUUCGCAAAAUGACUUGUGAUGAGCUCGUAAUGAGAACUAUUACGAAAUAACAGGGUUCAAAAGUUUACCUUGUCAGUAUCACCUUUCAAAUUUAGGAUCGAAUGGAUCUAAAAUUAACAUCACGUACGCCAAAGCGCAAAGCAGAUAACCCUCUGUAUUGUGCUGCUUUGAAAUGGACGAGCGAAGAGAUAUCUACUGAUCCAGUGUUGGGAUAUUCCAAGCAUGUCCCAACGACAUUGUCACUUAUCAACAACCUAGUUUUGUUGUGUUGAAGUUAUGCGCUGUCUUAGAUGGUCACUUUUUGUUAUUUGGAAUAUAUUACUUACGUGUAGCGUGUUAUCAAACAUCAGGGCAGAUGCAGAUGAAUGCAAUAUUUGUCACUCAAAUGCCUCUUGCGUCAACACGUCAAGCCCAUAUACUUGCGUCUGCAAGGCAGGUUUCAGCGGUGACGGGCAUGACUGCAGUGAUAUAGACGAGUGUGCCUUGAACGUCCACAAAUGCAACACUUCUGCGAAUUGCUUCAACACGCCUGGGUCAUACGGAUGUAACUGUUCAGCGGGUUUUGUUGUUAAUAACAGUGUUUGUCAGGAUGAAGAUGAGUGCGCACAGGGCUCACACGACUGCCAUACGCAUGCCCUCUGCCAUAACACCGCUGGCUCUUACAACUGCAGCUGUAAACAUGGUUACUAUGGUAACGGAUACAACUGCACAGACAUCGAUGAAUGCUCUUUACAGCUUGACAGGUGUCACUCAAAUGCAAGUUGCUUGAACGUUCCGGGAUCUUUUAACUGCACUUGUAGAACAGGUUUUACCGGAAAUGGCUCCAGCUGUGAAGAUGUUGACGAGUGCCUGAUAGGCCCGAAUUUAGGUUUAACCGGAAAUGGAUCAAGCUGUACAGAACUCGAUGGAUGUCACCAAGAAACUGGAAUUUGUCACGGCCAAGCGGUUUGCAAAAACACAUUCGGUUCCUUUGUCUGUACCUGUAAAUCAGGUUUUACAUUAAAUGGAAGUGAUUGCGUCGACAUCAACGAAUGUGACCUCGGGGUAGAUAAGUGCCAUAUCAAGUCUUCCUGCGUAAACUCGAAUGGUUCGCACAGCUGUAUUUGUUUACCAGGCUACACAGGAGAUGGCUGGGAGUGUUCUGAUAUCAAUGAAUGCGCAUUAGAUGUUAAUCCGUGUGACGAAAAUGCUACAUGUGGGAACACUCUAGGGUCAUUCAAGUGUGCAUGCCUCAAGGGUUUCCAUGGAGAUGGCCUCGAGUGUAAACCUGUUAACAGCUGUCUCUUAUGCCACAAGAACGCUCUUUGUACAGAAUUAAGCGACUCUUUCGUCUGUCAUUGCCAAACUGGCUUCUCAGGCGAUGGAUACAACUGCUCAGUUAUUUCAACAGCUGAAAAUUCUGGCCCAAAGACAAAGGAAGUUUCCUCGACGCCAGCUCAGUCAAAAGUUAUCAUUGGUUCCGUGGUAGGAACCGUAACACUUUUACUUCUGGCGGGGGUACUGUUGGUCUGCAGAUUGAAAACAAGAAAAGCGAGCAAGCCAAUGAUUCGUCACGCCAGCACAAUAAUGAGUCAAAUCGACGCGAUCAUGCUGGACGACCAGACAGACACUGCACUGGAUUGUGUGUCUGUCAGAUCAUCCCGUUUUUCCAUCCCAAGCCUUCAUCUUUCUAAUUUGAGUGUAAACAAGACGCACAAAGACGAUUCGCACCUAUGACGUCAGUCAGAGAACUAGCGGAUUUAUUUUUAUGUUACCCCAACAACAGCCCAGGAGUGGAUCACAUGGCAUCCUAGCUGAUUCGUCUAUUUCACUUUCUCGAGAGAGGACAUCUCCGCGCGCAAGCGCAAGCUCUGAUCACUCGUGUAAAGCACGCGUGUGUGAACAUUUCUGAAAUUUGCAUUUGCCCCUGCUAUACACGUGUGAACGCGUAGAAAUGAAACAAACAGAGGGAGGAAAUGCAGCAACAUUUUAGCUUGCCAUCGAGUUUGCAAAACGGCGCCCAAAGGACGGAUGUGGGAUGAUUUUAAAGGGACUUGUAUUAUUCCGCUACGUGUUUCCAGAGAAAAGGGAAAUGACAUUCACUUGAAACUAACAGGGACGUUUCAUCGGAAGUUUAUAGAAGACUGUUUCGGGGCAAUAUCAACAGCAGCAUAAGGAAAUUGAACUGAUACAAUUUUUCCUUGGCGAUCGCGUGAUUUGGGGAAUCCCCUGGAGCAGGCGACAGAGACAAACACGAUGCCAUCAAAGAGGUUCAAGUUACUUCAUUAUUCUAGGAAUACCCAGCAAAAUAGACUUGCCACUACAAAACCUCUCAGGCCGAGUUGAGAAAGUAACGAAGUCGCUAAACCCGAGUAACCAACGCAGUAAACAAAAAAUGGACUUUGAAAAAGUCUAACAGCGGAAAAC